AUGCCGCCCAAGCGACAAGCUGAUGCAGGGCCCUUUGGAGAGCCAGGAGAAGCAUGGUCACUUCUUGGCCCUUCAUUUGAGCCACGUGGUAGCGUCAAGAACAAAUGGGAUGAGCAAGAGUGGAGGAUGGCACGGCGCGAGGUGUACUCACAGCUCAUGAAAGAUGAGAUCGUCAAGCGUCAGAAGCUGUCUGGCACGCCUGCUUUUGAGGCGUUAUGGAAGUUGACAAAGCCCAAGAUGGAACUUGUCAAAAGUGAAAAUCCCAAUGCAGGCUCUGCGCAUGAUACGCCUGCACCUGAAGACGCUGUUGAGCCUGCAGAUGAGGAGUAUGGGCAGCCGCCCGCAUGGAUCCCACCUGGAAGCUUCGGAGAUGCUGCAGGAGCAGAUGGAGGCGAUGGAGACGACGGAGACGGAGGAGACGGAGACGACCGAGAUGACAACGAAGGGCCUGCAGGAGAUGAUCCACCAGAGGAAGAAGAGGAGGAAAAGAAAGAAGAAGAAGAAGAGGCCCCUGCAAACCCUGCAGACGAUGGCGCCCCUGCUCCACAAAAACAACAGGAGAUGGGUCCAACGGAGAUGGGUCCAACCAAUGGCAUCCCUGGCGCGUCGAUGCCACCGCUGCAGAAACCACAGAGGAUGGGUCCAACCAAUGGCGCAACUGGCGCACAUGGAACCACGGUGGUGGCAAGGGUGGUGGAGGUGCAGGACGUGGUUCCCGCCCAUGGUGGGCAAGCCAGCGACCGAAGGGAAAAGGGCGUGGCCGUGGAAAAGGCUGUGCCUCUGGAAAAGGCCGUGGGAAGGCCAAUUUCCAUGUGGACAGUUGGGGCGGCAGAUACGUCGAGGGCGGCUACAUCGACAUCAGUGGAGUGUUCUGGCCGUAUGGAAAGGGACGCCAGAGAAUUCGACACAGAGGCAGUGGAGCAGGAACCCAUGAUCAGUGGACGAGCACUACGAAUGCCAUCUCUGACCUGA
Cladocopium goreaui is the source of this 972-nucleotide messenger RNA. The record is from the annotation of a GenBank genome assembly. NCBI's taxonomy places the organism in Eukaryota, Dinophyceae, Suessiales, Symbiodiniaceae.